AAAAAAAGUACUGAAGAUUUUCGUUAAAUUUUCGUUAAAUAAUAAUUUAUUUUGUAAUUAAUAAACAAUGUCACAUUCUUUAAAUUUAUUGUAGAUAAAUUCAGUGUUGUAAUAAUUUUUAUAUAAAAAAAAUAUCAUUGUUAUUAUCGUCCAAGCAAUUGCAUGUGAAUGGCAUCAUCCGAUGGGAAUAUCAUAGAAAAGUGCAAGUGUUUUUAAAACGGCUAUGGUGUGUUUUUAUUUAUUUUAUUUUUUUCAUUUCAUCUGUGUUAAUGUUUAAGAAAGAAUUUAGAAAACAAGUUGACAGACUGUGUGACUGACACCAUAAGAAUUCGGGGUAAAAAUAUCACAAGAUCUUCCUGAACAACAAAGAUUUACUGGUUGACUUAUUUUGGAUGAUGAAAAUUUAGUAUAGAUUUAUAUCAAGAAAAAAUAAAACUAUGGAUAUGGUAUUUUAAUUGACUUUAUGUUGCUAAAUGAACGAGAUUCCACUGAUACUGCGUAAAAAAAACUAUUGCUUCAAUUAUAGUAUUUAAUUAUUUUUCAUUGCCAAUUUGUCGGCACGAUAUUAAUUUCCGUUGUGGUGUAAACGAGAUGGGGUUAUCCUGGCAACUGAAAUACAGUGACCUCGUUAUCGUCCUUGUCCUGAUAAUUACAUCAUCCAGUGAACCACUGACCGGUGAAAAUCUAUGCCAACGUACGGAAAACUAUACUGUUACCUGGACGGAGUCUUACAAGGAAUAUGUUCCAGUUUAUACGACAACCUGGUGCAUGUCAAUGCCACCAAAAUGCAUGAAAAGUCAUCAAGAAUUAAGAACUCGACAUAGGAUCAAGACAGAAGUUAGACACAAAAACGUCACAGAAUGCUGCGAUGGCUUCGCUUCAGAAAAACUUACAAUCGAUAAUGAAAAUAAUUUCGUUAUAAAUUGUGUUGCUAUUCCGCAAUGUAAAGCUGGUUUUAUUGGAAAAAAUUGUUCUGCAGUAUGUCCACAAGGUACCUGGGGAAUAUAUUGCAAAGAAGCUUGCAAUUGUAGCAAUCAACGCUGUGAUCCAAUCAGUGGCUCAUGUCAAUGUCCACCAGGCUGGACUGGAAGCAGUUGUACAGAUAAAUGUAAAGUUGGAAAAUGGGGUUCAGAGUGUAAAUCAAAUUGUUCAUGUCCAAAUGAAAGUAAAAUAUGUCAUCAUGUGACUGGAAAUUGUAGUGAAGUAAUUGAAUCAAUAAAUAAAUUGUCAGAGAUAGUAAAUAACAAUAUAAUCACUGAUGUAUUUGACGCAUCAACAUCAACAAUAUCUACCCUCUCAACCGGAACAAUAAAUGAUGAUGAUUCAAUCAACAUUAUAUCAAUCAAAAAUCAUACCAACGAAUUUUUCAACACGACAAAUUCAAAAAAUAACGGUGCGAACGAGGUGAAUGUUACAACUAGUCGUAAUGAAAUUGAACUGAAUUCCAAUUUUGCAACAACGACAAUUAAUAAAUUCCAAGAGCAUACAACGAGUCAAGAUAUACGUGUGAUAAAGGUCAACAAAUCAACAUCUAGACCAAUUCUGGCUGUGGUUCAUGUGUCUGGUAAAACACUUACGGAACAUGACAAAAUGAUUAUAACGCCUGAAGUACAUACAGUACCACUUUCACUGGAAAUUGUUGCAAUUAUUGUCAUUGGAUGUAUGAUGUCAUUGGGUUUAAUGAUUAUGGUUGUAUUAGCACUUUUACAUAUUCGAACAAAAUUAUUUGAAACCAUAAGAUUAUCAAUUUAUGAUACUGCAAAAUUGGAUAAUCAUGAAACAACAUUGACACAUCAACAUCAAAAAUUAAAUGACGAAAUAAAAUUUCAAUCACUUAGGCGAAACAAUAGAAUAUCAUGUCAGCCAUCAGACUAUGAAACACCAAGAUGUAUCAUUCCUGAUAGACCAUUGACUCUACCAAGAGCAAUCAGUACAAUAAGUACAUUAACAAGAGAAUCAACAUAUUCAAAUCAAUUUCCAAAUAUUCAAUUAUUCAACUCACCACGAGAAUUAUUAGAAGCACAUUACGACAGACCACCAGCGACAAAUACCUUUCGUCAGUUAUCUUUUCCUGGUCAUAAUGAAGGCGAACAUUUGUAUGACGAAAUACCACUUCGAUCAACAAUGCUCAGAAAAUAUCACAACACAUUGCAGUAAUAAAAAUCAAAACAAAAAAUUAAUGUGCCAUCUUAAAAUAAUAAUAAUUAUAAUUUUAGUUUUAAAAAUACAAUAAGGUUUUUAUUUAAUAAAAAAAAUUAUUAUCAAUU
This is a messenger RNA of Aphidius gifuensis, 2267 nucleotides long. RefSeq lists its product as uncharacterized. The transcript is spliced from 10 exons. Gene Ontology annotation, molecular function: scavenger receptor activity; protein binding. The record is from RefSeq and is a predicted model, not a curated record. Lineage: Eukaryota; Metazoa; Arthropoda; Insecta; Hymenoptera; Braconidae. Bases 592 to 2157 code for a protein of 521 amino acids.